This is a messenger RNA of Fraxinus pennsylvanica, 672 nucleotides long. NCBI's taxonomy places the organism in Eukaryota, Viridiplantae, Streptophyta, Magnoliopsida, Lamiales, Oleaceae. The record is from the annotation of a GenBank genome assembly.
AUGGUAUUUAUCCACCUCUUUUUAUUGUCCUUCUGGCAUACUCACUUGGUGGAACAGCUAUCAGUGUCUUCCUUGGGAGGGCAGUCGGAGAUAGGUUUCCUUUUGAAAAAAGAAGCCGAUUUUCGUUAUGGACUAGUGCGGGUUAGAGAAAACGCGGAAUCAAUUGCAUUUUAUGGUGGUGAGGAAAAUGAGAUGCAACUUCUGCUGCAGCGGUUCAGAAGUGCAUUUGAAAAUCUCACUAAAAUGUUGAUAUCUUCAAGAAAUCUGGUGUUCUUCACCAAUGGCUACAGAUUCUUCCUGCUGCAGUUGUUGCGCCCAUGUAUUUCUCUGGAAAAAUUGAAUUUGGAGUCAUCAGCUACCAGUGCAUUUUCUGCUGUCAUUGACCGACUAGGUGAGUGUGAUGAUGAAUUAAAUAGUGACUCCAGAAGUGAUGUUGAAUCCAUUGAAGAAAUAAAGCGUGAAUUUUGCGGGACUUGUCAUUGGAUAUCUGUGAGAAAGAUCACCUGCUGGUGUAUAGGUGCAUUAACAGGGACACUUCGUCAACAAUUGCUUUAUCCUACUUGGAGUGAAUAUCCAACUUUCGUGUCAGAUAGUAAUAAACCAACUGGGUCACUGCCUUUUGAAUCAAAUAAAGCACAGACGGGAUACAAGGCCAUUGAAGCCAACAACUAA